AUGCUUGGUGGAUUUCUUAUUCUCAUUAACUUACCGAUUCAAUCGAAUUCUACAACGAUGUUGUCGAGAUUUGCUGUUGCUGCCCGAAGUGGAGUUACUGCUGUGAAUUUACUCUCUCGUACCCAUGGUUCUGUAUCCCAUAUUAUACGUUGUUUCGCUUCGUCUUUACCGGAGCAUGUUUUGGUUUCCAUGCCUGCUCUUUCUCCUACCAUGACUCAGGGAGGAAUCUCUUCUUGGAACGUGAAAGAGGGAGACGCUGUCCAGCCUGGAGACGUUCUUGCUCAGAUUUCUACCGACAAGAGUACUCUUGAUUUCACUACUCAAGAGGAGGGUUAUGUCGCUAAGAUCUUGAUGCCUGAAGGUUCCGAGAACGUGAACAUCGGAGAGCCCAUUGCCAUCGUGGUCGAGAACAAGGAGGAUAUCCCCGCCUUUGCCAACGCCACCAAGGAUUCCCUCGAAUCUGACGGUGCUCCAGCCGCUCCCGAGCCAGCCCAGCCUGCUCAGCCUGCCCAGCCUGCUGCUCCCGAACCUGCUCAGCCUGCUGCUCCCGAACCUGCUCAGCCAGCUGCUGCUGCUGCUCCCCAACAGCCCGCUCAGCCCGCUCAGCCCGCUCAGCCCGCUCAGCCGGCUGCCCAGGCCCCCAGCAACACCUCGCGUGUGUUCGUGAGCCCGCUGGCGAAGACGAUUCUGAAGAACAGCGGAGCGAAGCUCGAUCUGGCCAGCAUCAAGGGCAGCGGUCCCAACGGCCGCGUUAUCGCCUCCGACGUGCUGGCCGCGCUCUCCGUCGCCCCGGCCGCCGCCCCUGCGCCUGCCGCGAGCGCUGCGCCCGUCGCUGGUGGCGUCUCGGCGAACUACGAAGACGUGGCGGUGACGCCGAUGCGGAAGGUGAUCAGCACGCGUCUGACGGAGUCGAAGCAGUCGAUCCCGCACUACUACGUGAACCAGACGUGCGACGUGGACGAGCUGCUGAAGCUGCGUGCACGCCUCAACGCGGAUCUCAGCAAGAUGAAGAACCCGUCGGGCUCGGAGAAGCCGGCGAAGGUGACGAUCAACGACUUCAUCGUGAAGUCCUGCGCGAUGGCGCUGCGCGACAUGCCCGAAGUGAACUGCAGCUAUGUGAACAACAUGAUGCGUCACUACAAGACGAUCGAUAUCAACGUGGCCGUGUCCAUUCCCGACGGCCUCAUCACGCCUGUGCUGCACGAUGUCGAUAAGACCGGACUGCUGAGUCUGAACCAGCAGAUGAAGACGCUCAUCAGCAAGAGCAAGGAAGGCAAAUUGCUUCCUGAGGAGUACGCGGCUGGAAGCAUGACCGUCAGCAAUCUGGGCAUGUACAACAUCCCGUCCUUCUCGGCGAUCAUCAAUCCGCCUCAGUCGUGCAUUUUGGCCGUUGGCGGAGUGGUGAAGACCGUGGUGCCGUCAAAGGAGGAUGAAACCAAGUUCGAGGUGAAGAAUAUGAUGUCCGUGACACUGAGCUGCGAUCAUCGCGUGAUGGAUGGUGUGAUGGGAGCCACGUUCGUCAAUGCCAUCAAGAAGUGA
Blastocystis hominis is the source of this 1539-nucleotide messenger RNA. RefSeq lists its product as hypothetical. The record is from RefSeq and is a predicted model, not a curated record. Gene Ontology annotation, molecular function: dihydrolipoyllysine-residue acetyltransferase activity. Lineage: Eukaryota; Bigyra; Opalinata; Blastocystidae. Bases 1 to 1539 code for a protein of 512 amino acids. Gene Ontology annotation, cellular component: pyruvate dehydrogenase complex. Gene Ontology annotation, biological process: pyruvate decarboxylation to acetyl-CoA. The transcript is spliced from 10 exons.